Anarrhichthys ocellatus (wolf-eel) is the source of this 2688-nucleotide messenger RNA. Its product is annotated as desmin-like. The transcript is spliced from 9 exons. Gene Ontology annotation, cellular component: Z disc; intermediate filament; cell-cell junction. Bases 527 to 1942 code for a protein of 471 amino acids. Gene Ontology annotation, biological process: skeletal muscle organ development; intermediate filament organization. Gene Ontology annotation, molecular function: structural constituent of cytoskeleton. NCBI's taxonomy places the organism in Eukaryota, Metazoa, Chordata, Actinopteri, Perciformes, Anarhichadidae. The record is from RefSeq and is a predicted model, not a curated record.
CUUCAGGCUUUGCACGUUCCUCGAGGAUCAUUUGGUAACGUGAACGAGUUCAUUUCACUCUGUGCUUUGUGAUUGUUGGGACUGAGGAUAAAACCUUUCUGACUUCUGUAUUUGUGUUCUGGUUAUUUUGCUUUAUGAAAGUUACAAUACGUCCCAUUUUCUUCCAUCGUCAUUCAGCUGUUGGUUUGGAUCUAAAGGCUGAACAUCCUCAUCAGCUUGUGUACAAAUUCUCAGCGUCGCAGAUAUCUGUAAUGAUUUUUAAGAGGUAUAACGUCACACACAUGAUUUGGUGCUGAAGAAGAACAUGAGAAAGUGGAGAGAGACAAAAGAGAAAGAUGGAAAAUGAAAUAAAGAAUGAAGCGGUAGAUGAAGAGGUGGUAGGAAAGUAGAAAAGGAAGGUGACAAAGAGAGAGAGAGAGGGCAGUUCACAGGGAGGAGGGGUGACUACAAAAAGCCAGGGCCAGUAAGUUCUUCUUCAGUGCUCCCCUCUGCAGCAGCCCCCGCCAGGCUUUCCGUGUCUUCCACUAUGGCCUCCUACAGCUCCUCAGCCCAAACCGCCUCCUCCUACCGCCGCCACUUUGGCCACGGAACCUACGCCUCGCCCUCCCUCAGCCGCUCGCUGCUGGGCCAUAGCGGCGGUGGUGGAGGCCACCACUCCUCCAGGGUCUAUGAGGUGACCCGGAGCAGCUCGACACCAUCCUACCGGGUCUCCUCCAGCUCCUACGGGAAGCCCCUGAUGACAUCCCGGGCCUCCGUCGGGCGCUCCUACGGCGGCAUGGGCGAGACGCUGGACUUCAACCUGGCCGACGCUGUGAACCAGGAAUUCCUGACCACGCGGACCAACGAGAAGGUCGAGCUGCAGCACCUGAACGACCGCUUCGCCAGCUACAUCGAGAAGGUCCGCUUCCUGGAGCAGCAGAACCAGACGCUGGCGGUGGAGGUGGAGCGGCUCCGAGGCCGCGAGCCGACGCACAUCGCCGACCUGUACGAGGAGGAGAUGAGCGAGCUGAGGAGGCAGGUGGAGAUCCUGACCAAUCAGAGGUCACGUAUAGAAGUGGACCGGGACAACAUGGUCGACGACGUGGACAAGCUCAAGCUCAGACUCCAGGAGGAGAUGCUCCAGAAAGAGGACGCAGAAAACAACCUGGCUGCUUUCAGGGCGGAUGUGGAUGCUGCCACUCUGGCUCGUCUGGACCUGGAGAGACGCAUCGAGACGCUGCAGGAGGAGAUCGUGUUCCUGAAGAAGAUCCACGAAGAGGAGAUCCGCGAGCUGCAGAUGCAGAUGCAGGAGUCUCAGGUGCAAAUCCAGAUGGACAUGUCUAAGCCGGACCUGACGGCGGCGCUGCGGGACAUCAGAUCCCAGUACGAGGGCAUCGCCGCCAAGAACAUCUCCGAGGCCGAGGAUUGGUACAAGUCGAAGGUGUCCGACCUGAACCAGGCGGUGAAUAAAAACAACGAUGCACUGAAGCAGGCCCGCCAGGAGACCAUGGAGUUCAGACACCAGAUCCAGUCCUACACCUGCGAGAUCGACUCGCUCAAAGGCACCAAUGAGUCCCUGAUGAGGCAGAUGAGGGACAUGGAGGACCGCCACGGUCGCGAGGCCGGCGGCUUCCAGGACACCAUCUCCCGGCUGGAGGCGGAGAUCGCCAACAUGAAGGACGAGAUGGCGCGCCACCUCCGGGAGUACCAGGACCUGCUUAACGUCAAGAUGGCGCUGGAUGUGGAGAUCGCCACCUACAGGAAGCUGCUGGAAGGGGAGGAGAGCAGGAUUACCUUGCCUGUGCAGAGCUUCUCCACCCUGAGCUUCAGAGAGACCAGCCCCGAGCACCAGCAGCGCUCCUCUGAGCUGCAUUCAAAGAAAACCGUUCUCAUCAAGACCAUCGAGACCCGCGAUGGAGAGGUUGUCAGCGAGUCGACGCAGCACCAGCACGACAUCAUGUAACGAUCUGCAGAAGAGAAGAAGAAACAACAAGAAACAAGAAAAGAAGCGCAAAUAAAACUUCAAGAAAAAGACUUCACAGACUCAUGACUAAGGCCUGCACUCUCCUGGUUUUAAAGCGACUGCAGUGUGUGAAUGUAAAGCAGAGUGAUGGUGUCAUUAACGUUAUGUAGCUCUGCUUCGUGGUGUUUUUAAGCUGGAUACAACAUGCAGGACUAACAAACUCCUCAGAGACAUUUCUGAGAUGAACCGACACAAACCGGAUUGUUCUUUGAAUUGUCUGCAUCUUGAAUUAAGAAAGAAGAAGCUGGGUCAGACUUGAGAUACGAUUGAGAUCUUUUGAGGUGUUUCUGCAGAAUACAGCAUCUUUGCAUCUGAAGGAGGUAAAAAGAGUAAAAGCUUUUUCAAACGGUCUACAAAAUAAAAUACUCUGGUGCUGCACAAACCUCCUGAUCUGCAAUUUAAGUUAAAUGUCACAGAAACAAUCUGUUUCACAUCAAUCCUCUGCUUCUGCAUCUCAUUUCUUACCACGAAAAGUGUGCAGACGGAUCCGAACCCUCAUCUUUAAUACAGGUUGUUCUUCUUUCUUCUUCUUCUGGUUUCUUCCAAACACAGCAGCUUCUGUCCUGUUCCUCAAGGUCAGAGUCACAGUUCUGUCCAAUGAGAACGUACGAGUGUGUUUAUCAAUGAAGAGCAGAUAAAGAGGAGGAGGUGGAGGAGAUUAAAAGGAGAUGAAGCUGGAGAUACUG